Messenger RNA from Moneuplotes crassus, 2882 nucleotides. NCBI's taxonomy places the organism in Eukaryota, Ciliophora, Spirotrichea, Euplotida, Euplotidae. The record is from the annotation of a GenBank genome assembly.
AUGAGUGACAUUUUUAAAGCAAAGGCCCAUAAAAAUUACGGGAAGGAUCGCCUUCCCUAUAGAACACCUGGGACGAUUCAAACCAAAGCGAUUUAUUCAAGGAAAAAUUUCCAGUGAAGAGGCUCAGAGCCAAUAAUGAAAACCUCCAGUCCCAUUAAAACCAAAGUUGACUUCGGCAAGUGAAAGGAUGAUAUUACUGGAGCUACUAGUGCGAGGGUUCCUCAGAAAAAUCAAAAAUCAAAGAACCCAGAACUUAUUAAGUACAGAAGAGCAGAGUGCAAUAAAAAGAGGAAGAAACAGCCAAAACUCAACAAUAUGAAGCAGGUGAUGAUGAGUUCUCCAACUCAUGCUAACGUGAACCUCUGAUCGCCUCAUCCAUCAAGCGCAGGUAGUACAUAUCGAAGCCGAGUGAACAAAAGUCCAGAUUUUAGUGAAGAAAAUCUGUCUCAACCACGAAUGACUAAAGCCUUCCAGUCAACUAAGAAUCCCUUUAAAAAAUUUGAGACUAAGUCCAGAGAAAGUUCUAGAGAGCCAACAAACUCUAACAAAAAUAUUGUGAAAUUUUUCACAAAAGGCAAACAAAUCAUGAACAAAAGAGAAAAACAGAAGCCAAAGCAAGAUCAUAAAAAGAACCAGAAGCAUGUUUUCCUAGACUUAGUCGACUUCUCCUCUCAAGGCUCAAUCCCGAGAAAUAAUGGUAGACAAUCCAGAGAGGAAACACCUAACUUGACAGCUCAAGAGGUGCCUAAGCCUAAUAGAUCCCCACAUAUCAGGCAAAGCUUGGAGCUCAUAAAAGAAUGCCAGACUGUUACUUCCAAUGCCCUCACUGUACAUCUUGACACUAAGAAUAAGGAAGUUAAAGUAAUCGAAGAUAAGCUACAUCCGAAGGUAAAUACAUCUAAAAAUGAGCAUGAUACACAAUCUGUUGAUGACAAGCUUGAAAGAGGAAAUAUCCAUGACCUUGGACAAUCAAAAAGAUUCCAUCAUACUUCACAUAAAAAUAUCCAUGAAGAAAAAGAUCCUGAAAGUAUUGCCUCAGCGAAGAAGCUAAUAGAAGCAGCUCAGAAAGCAAACAGUAGAGCUCCAAUAGAAAUUGGGAGUAACUUCUCUCAACAGCCUGGCAAUCAUUACAACAAAGCUCAAGUUACUCCUAAUGGAAGUUAUUCAAGUUCUGUUCAACAGAAUUUUUCAGGAAAUAUAAAUAAGCAACAAUUUAAUGACCCAAGUCAGGAUUUGAAAUAUUCAACUGGAAACUUCAGUUCAAACUUCAUUUACCAAGAAAAUGCCAGGCCUAUAUCCUCUGCUGAAAAUAGGUACACCAACUUUGCUUCUUACAAUCCACCAGAAAGGAAGAGGAUUGAAUUAAAUGGCCAAAAGUCAGCAUCAAAAGAUAAUAUGAGUUACAGUCUUGGGAAAGACCUUCAAUCAUCUAUUACUUUUGAAGAGAAUAAGAGUAGUGGCCAUAUACCUAAUAUACUCGAAUCAGAGAAACCUAAUAUAGUGAUUUCCCCUCAUUUCAAUCCAGAUGAUCGUCCUAUUAGGGCAAAUGUAGAGAUGCAGCCAAUCUUUAGUGCAGAGCCAAAUUUUGGAAAUCAGAGAGAUAUACCUAAACCUAAGCCUAAAUAAGUCCUCAAAGAGUCAUCUUUCCAAGCAAAGACCUUUACCUAAGCAGAAGAGCCAGAGCUCUCUGCACAAGGCUAAGCAGUCCAAACUAAAGCCAGUGCCUAAAUAAAAAGGACUUUUUAAAAAAGCGCAGUAGAAUAGUCUAUGAUCCUCAGAAGGCGAUUCAAGAAGAGCAAAUCAAAAGUUAUGAAGGAGUCAUAACAAAGACAAAACAUUAUAAGAACAUCAAAUCCCUUACUGACUCUGGUCUUGAAGAUUGAGUCUCUCCUACUACACGUGCUGAUUUUAGAAAGUCCAAAGGAAGCAACUCACAGAUUGUCCAGAUGAACAAACCCUCUGAGAUUUCUAAGGAAAGUCAGAAUUUAUCUAAAUAAAUUGAACAACUCUCAGUACUUAAAACCUUCGAAAAUUCCUAAAGUUGGAAACAGUAAAACUAGAAAGCCAAAGCCGAAUGAGAACACUCAAGAUCAAUACCUCGAUAACAGCAUGAUGGCUCUCACAGAAACUCCAAAAUGCAGAAUAGUUGAAAAACUAGUUAAAGUAAGAAAAAGAACCUUCCAUGACGGUUCUGAAUGUCAAUCAGCAAUGAUUCCAAUGACUGAAUUUGAAAAGAGCAAUGAAGAUUUUCAUAAAUUCAAAAAUCAGCAGAAGAAGAAAUCCAUAACUGACUCAGAAACAGCUCAGCUUGCUAGCAAACUUAGGAUCCAAAACAAGUGCAGAUAUGAGGAGGACAAUCCAUUGGCACUCUCCUCUUCCAAUCGUCAAUCUCUAAUGGUUGAUCCUACAAAGAGUAUCUGUAGCAACCAUACUUUCAGAACGAGUUCUCCUAGGAUGAUGCUACAAGAGAGUCAGAGCUCUAUUGCAUACCAGACUAUCAGAGCCUCUGUACAGUUUGAUGAAGGAUCUAAUAUUUCUGGAAUCCAGAAAUCUAGGAUCUAUAAACGCACAAACAUCACUGAUGAUGAAGUCAAGUACGAAGAUCCUGAAGAUGCUCCCUCAACUAAAUCUUAUAACAAAGAGAUUAAAAAUAAGAGCAAUAAAGCUGUCCGCUCUGAGGUCUCAACUCCGAGUAUCCAAAGCCAACCACAAAAUAAUGCAGAAAGUAAGCCUAAACGGUACAGAAGGAACAGGAAUAUGAGGCAUAAUAAGAAGACUCUAUCUAAUUACAAAGGAAGUGCAAGAGAUAGAUAAAUCAACCCACUCAGUUACAGUAUGCCCUCAAGCCACAAAUUUUGAAUAUAUGCCUGAUUUCAACAAUU